CGCGUUCACACUAGACUUCUUUUUUAAGAAAAAAGCGCCGCCUUCAGCGCCUUUUGAGCGCCUUUUGAGGGCUUCAGUGCGAGCAUUCUGUAACCUUAACAACGGUAAUCAUACAUUCUAGCGUUACAUCAUUAUCCGUUAUUAUCAUUUUCCGUCGGUUACUUUUUGAAGUAGAUAGGCUAAAAGACACAAUGGCGAAUCAGUUACAAUUAAUUGCUUUAGCUUUGGCGUUUGAGGAGGAGGAGGGGGAGGAACAGCCAAGGCGCCGUUUAUGGGUGCACGACAUCCUCCGCAAUAGGGAGUCGCAGGGGGCAUUCGGCCACCUAAUUCAGGAGCUCCGCCUAGACGAUGCUAGGUUCAAGAAUUUUUUUCGCUUGGACAAGAGCCAAUUUGAGGAUCUCCUAAGGAGGAUUGGACCAGAGAUCUCAAAAAAGCAGACACAUCUCAGGGAGACCAUCAGCCCAGACGAGCGGCUUUGCAUUUGUUUGAGGUAUUUGGCAACAGGGAACUCUUACCGGUCCAUUGCUUUCCACUUUAGGGUAGGAAUAAGCACUGUGGCUGGAAUAGUCAGGAGUGUGUGCGAGGCCAUUUGGGACUGCCUGUCUGGGGAGUUCCUGGCCUUUCCUACAGAGGCUGAGUGGAGGAAGAUUGCAGAGGAUUUUGCAAGAAUGUGGGCAUUUCCCAAUUGCGUAGGGGCAAUGGAUGGGAAGCAUGUUGUCAUUGAGGCACCUCCAUUAAGCGGCUCCCUUUAUUUUAAUUACAAGAAGUCAUUCUCCAUUGUACUGUUGGCGGUAGUCGAUGCACACUAUCGUUUUAGGGUGGUCGACAUUGGAGCCUAUGGCAAAAAUAGUGAUGGAGGAACAUUAGCUGCCUCUGCCUUUGGGUCUGCCCUGCGGCAGGUGACCCUCAACCUCCCUGGGGAUGCCCCCCUACCUGGAGCAGAGAACUUGGGGCCCAUUCCUCAUGUUUUCCUGGCGGACGAGGCAUUCCCCUUGCGGAGAAAUCUCCUUCGCCCCUACCCUGGGCACACUCACGGGGAAAAGCGUGUUUUUAAUUACCGCCUCUCUCACGCCAGGAGAAUGGUGGAGUGUACCUUCGGCAUCCUUGCGGCCCAAUGGAGGAUAUACCGGAGGGUGCUUGGUGUGUCACCACAGGUAGCAGAGUCAGUUGUCAAGGCAACAUGUAUACUACACAACUUUCUGCGAUGGGGGGGUGCUACAGAGGCACUGACUGGUCCAGCAGAACCAUCUGCUGGAAUGAGAAGUAUUGGCAGGGUUGGCAGCAACAACGCCAGCAACGAGGCCAUUACUGUGAGGACCAACUUCACAACUUAUUUUUCAUCUGAAGCUGGUCAAGUCCCCUGGCAGAACCGCCCCCUGCACAUCCCACAUGCCCUUCAGUAAACUUUUAAAAACUAAAUCAGUUGAGGUGUGGUCUUGUGAGUUGUCAUUUAUAGAACAAAUUAAGCAAUGUGUCAAG
Molecule: messenger RNA, 1479 nt
Organism: Gadus chalcogrammus (walleye pollock)
Lineage: Eukaryota; Metazoa; Chordata; Actinopteri; Gadiformes; Gadidae
Exons: 2
Coding region: 192-1403 (403 amino acids)
Source: RefSeq, a predicted model, not a curated record